AUGGAUAAUACAUGUAACGUGAAAGAAAAUCAUGAAUCGACUUUCGAAACCGAUAGAGAUGAACCUCAGUCAAAUAUGACUGAUAAAAUAGAUCAUAAUGAAACCGAUACUACUGAUACUAAAGUAACAUCUGAUGUCGACAAUAGUGAGGAAAGCCGCGAGCCUCUGACGAAGCAAGAAACUAUUAAUACCGAUGAGACCGUCAGUCAGAGCAAAACUGCAACUGAAGAAAACCAAAGUGUAUCGCCUCUAGAAAUAAAUACAAUUGAUAAUGCUUCGGAUCAAAGUUCCAGCGAAAACAGUAAAAAAGUAUCGUUGGUAAAUGAAGAGUCAAUGGAGCAGCGUGAAAAUAGUGAUAGUGUGGAAAAUAAAGUCAUUAAUACAUCCGAAAGUAACGAGAACUGUAAGAUAUCAAUUGUCAAAAUAACUGAGACUAAAGAUGAGCAAUCAAGCAAUUCUAACAAAUCUGAUAAAUACGAAAAACCUAUUGACGACACAUUGAAAGACUCUAACGCAGAAGUAACCAGGAGCGCUGAUUCAGGUGAAAAGGAAGACACAUCAAUUAAUUUUGCUUUGGAUAAUGAAAGACCUAAUAAUGAUGUCAACCACACUGAAACUGAUAGGGACGAUAGAAAGGACGUUUCAGAAUCAAAGGAAACAGAGCAUUUAGAGGGAAAAUGCAUACAUGAGGAAAACAUUGAACGCGAUGAAGUCAAUGAAGAAGUAAUUCUUGUCAACUCAGAAAACGUAAAUCAAUCUGUUAGUGACCCAUUAGAUUGCAAUGCAGUUUUAGAAUAUACAACGGAUAUCAGCAGAUGUUCUCCAUGUAUGUCAAAUAGAUUGGCCGUCUCUGAAGAUAUAGUAGCAGACGAGUCUACUAAAGAAACCCCAGAAGUACCUGAUCCAGAAGUGCAAUAUCGUAACGUAAUCCGUGUAGAUGACAAUUGUAUUUUACUGCAGAUUGCAGGCGAGUUAGUUGAAAUAAACGUGAACACUGUUAACGGAAAGAAAGUGAUCACUGUCGUACCACUUUCUUCAUCCACAGUUGUAGAUUUUAACGAUAAUUAUGACACUGUAGAUAAUUUAAGUGCUUGUGAUCCGUUGAAGAUCGACGAAGUGACUUCGGAAAGCCAAGACGUCGAAGAAAAGAUUGGUGACCCUGAUUUUGUAGAGCCAUCAAGUGAGAUCAUUAUUGGUAUGGACCUCAACUUGGAAGAUGAGAUUCAGCUGGAUCUUGAGCAACCGAAGCCAACUCUUUGCACCAAAGCGGCAAAAAAAGCUUAUGACUGUGAUCUUCAGAUACCUUCCAUCACAACUAGUGAAGAUGUGUACGAAAAAAGUAACGCUAGGUGUGAGACAAAUAACGAUAAGGUUAGUUCUAGUAAAGAGAAACAGGAGAAAUCUAAACGUAAACAUUCCAAAGGCAGUAAAGAUACUGUCAGUAAAAGUUCGCAAAAAAAGGCUAGUAGUGAAACGAGGUCUAGGAAAAAAUCUUCAUCCAAAUCGGACGAAGAAUUUGUGCCUUUCGCAGAUUUAGUCAAAGCACGGAAGCUCAAAAAACUGAAACUGAAGCAGUUAAAAGAUAAGUGCAAGGCUGAUUCUACUAAUAAGCUAGAUGAAGUAAAAGCAGUUCAAAAUGACAGAGUUCCUUUAGUUGCGACAGUUGAUGAGGAUCGGGUUCCACCAAUUUUACCUGUUGAAAAAGUUAAAGAAAGAUGCACAGUAAUUGAGAAGUGUUAUUCUGAAGUCAAAGAUGAUGUACCUGAACAAGCGCAUUUUGCAAAAUCGCCAAAAUCUCCAGAAGUUAAAGAAAAUCGUGUCCAAGUAAAUAGUCACGAAAAAAAUGAAUCUAGCUCAACCCUAACUAACACAAAAUUGAAAGAAAAGUCGCCGCCCAAAGUGGACUCAAAACGCAAGCUUAGCUUGGAAGAGUACAACAUCAGGAAAAGAAAACUAUUGGCCGAGAAGGAGUUAGCUGCUAAAAAAGCGAAUAUUGAAAAGGUUCUAGAACAGAAAAUAACCAUCAAGCCGCCUGAGAGAAAUACUUCAGUACCACUAAAAAGAUCGAUGAGUGUAGACGAUCCAAAACCAAUAAGCAGCCAAACAAAGAGAUCUAGUAGCUUAGAAGAAGUUUCAAAAGCUGUUGACAGUAAUUGCGAGGAAAAAGUGAAUCUUAGUCGAAACCAAAAGGAUCCUACGGAUCUUCUAAACAAUAAUAAUCAUUCAUCGGUUCAAGAUGAAAUCCUUCGGUCUUACAAAGAGCAAGUAGAAUCAAAAUUGAGCAGUUUAAACCUACAAAUUCCCAAAUUGACUAAACCAAAGCCAUCUCCUCCUAACAUCAUACAGAGGUUUUUAAAAAACGAUAAACUGACGGAAGCUGAAGUUGAGAAAAUAAAGGAGAUCAUCCUUUGUAAAAAGCUCAUGCAACUAAAGUCUCCUGAGACAAACCCCGGCAGUUCUAGCUACGAAGUAAGGAAAGAGGAGGAAACUGACAUCAAACUGCACUUCAAAAAACUCCCGCCAAAGAAAAAGAAGUUGAGGUUUCGGAAUCUAUACGCGGAUUCAAGCGAAUCAGAUGAAGAUUUUAAAAGUGCGCCGACGACGUCUUCAGUGACGCAGGUAGGGGGCGACUACGCAGUGGUACAGUCGAAUCGAGCUCUGGCAGGGGUGGUACCAAAGUUAAUCAUUAAGAGGAAAACUGAGCUACCUUUGCCGGUUGUUAGAUUGGAACGCUUGAACAUGGGGAUGUUUAAGAAGAGGAAAUAUGAGUGAGCUGUGAGAUAUUUAUAUAUUCAGGACAGGGACCAAAAUAAAGGUGUUAUCAGGUUGAAAUCGUUAUAGAAUGUAUGUAUGAUAGAAGCUUAAAAUAACAGAUAUUUCUACUUGAAAUUGACAAAAAAUCAUCCGUAUGUAGUAACUUACUUAUUUUUGUAUUAAAAGCUUCUCAUUGUUGGAUCACACGUCCCAUAGGAAAAACAUCUGAUAAUGCCUCCUGACCAAAAUUAAAAACCAAAGUACGUUGUUGAUUUGAUUUGAUUACAUUUUUCUAUGUUUUUGUUAUUUGAUUAUAUGUAUUAAAGUUUAUUGGAAAGUUUUUGUAAUCACAAAUGCCGCAUGCGUAAACGCCUUUUGACAUUUGUUACAGAGAAUCAUAGGCUUAAAUAUCAAAAUAACCUUAAACUUAACAGUUACGUAUGGCUUAUUUGUGAUUGCUAAGACUGUCUAUUAUAAUUACGAAUGUAUUUAUUUUCUCCCUAAAUUUAGGGCUUGUUUUCAUUUAAGUUGGAAAUUUUUGUAAGCUUUCGUUAAUUUCACAGCCAAAAAUAAACCGCCUGUCCAAAUUCACUUUGGCAGGCGUUUUGAGGUUAAAUAAAAGUACUUUAUAAAAUAAUAUUAGUCCAGGAAUUGUCUUCACAUCCUAUCGGAAAAAUAUUUUGUAAAUUGUACAAAUUUUUGACGCUAUUUUUUCGCUUGUAUGUCGAAAACUAGAGAGAAGCUCAUGAGAACAUUUCUUGUUCAAAAUUACCAAAGCAACCUUAACAAAGCUUUGUCCGCAACGAAAAAAAAAAUUUUUGGUAUUGACAGUAACAAGAUUAUGCAAAAAACUGAAUCAGAAUAUUAUCCGAGAGGAUGCGAAGAUAUUUCCUGGACUAUACAGUUGCUCAUAGACGCAAGAUAUGCAUGGAUAAACCAAAUAAGUAAGACGCGUAAGAGUCCAAUAAGCGGGUUGUAAUAACAAGCAGUUGCACGUAAUCACAUAUUACUUCCGAGAUAUAUUGAAUGUUUUAUUUGCGAUCGUCUGUAGAGUAAUUCAAAAGUUGUGAAUGGCCCCUAAGAGGGCAAAAAUUCACUGGGUGAUCAUAGGCGUAGCCAUGCUCAGCAGCAGAUAAAUACAGAUUGCUUUCAUCGUAAAGCAUUAAUCGAAAAGAGUGGACGCUAAACUUACUUUACCGCACUAGGAAAUCUAUCCAUAACCUACACUUAGGGUCGUAUCGUCAGUUCUGAUUUUCAUAGUUUCCUAGUGCUCGAAGUCAGCGCUCUAUUUUGAGGUUAUGUUACAAAUAUCUAUUUACAUCAAAUUGUUCAUGCUUUUUAUUUAUAUUAUCUAUUAUACAGCCUGAAAUUUCCUGCAAUUCAAAAGCAAAUAUAGUCUCACAAUAGGAGAGUGCUGACGCUGACACGGACCAGUAUAAAUCUAGAAAUAUCCCAGCCUUUAUGAAGGAGAGAAAGGCAUAUGAAAAUCAAGGCCUUAAAGGCGUCUUACAAUAUGUAGGAAUGACUGACGAUACGGCCCUUAGGGUCGCAUGUUCCAUUUUCUCAACUUCCAGGAGCAUAUUCUAAAUACUUUUCAUCUGAUUAUUUCAUGGCGUAUAUAGAAAUGACUAAAAAACAAUUAAUUUUUUUGUGCAUUUUAUUGUAGAGUUUUUCUUCAGUCGUAACUUGUUAACAAAUAUUAGUACAACUCUGUAAUUGCAUGUCAAAAUUCCACUUUUAUAGCAGAAUUAAGAGGGUGAUUACUUUUAUUCUGAUCAUUUUUUAUUUUCAAAAAAUCUUUAAAUUCUUCCAUAAAAACGGAUGGAAUAUUCACGUACAAUUUUAGAUGUUAUGAUUGAAGGAAAAAUGCACAAAAAUGCAGUUUUGACAAAAAGAAAAGGGACAUGCAUCGUUAACCAUGGUUGCAGAUAAAAUAUUAUUGAAAAUCGGUGUGCAUACUUCACUGACAAUUGAAACUAUAGUAAUGACUAUAAUUUUUAGUGUAUAGUCAGAUUAAUUUCCGGCGUCUUACUUAUUAUGUUUUCUUGUGUUUUCCACAAGUACAAAUAGGACACAGCGUGGUUACUUUUGCGUGCUAUUUGAUUUUCGCAAUUUAGAUCGAUCUUGUUAUCCUUAUCAAACUAUGCUAGUGGCCAUAAUUACGGAACACCUUAAUGGAAAAAGUAUAUUUUAAUAGUAGAUUUAUACAGUGAGAUACUAUUAGAUUGUUGAUUUUAAAGAGCUAGAAAAUGUAUCCCAUAUUGGAAAGUCGAAUUAAGUUUAUCUAAGAAAUUUUAUCAUUGCGUUCCUAUAUACACACACACACGUAUAUCUAUCCAAAUGUUCUAGGAUUAGUAAAGAUGAUCUCUAAAAGGUAAAAUAUUUCAUUGAUUCCGAAUAAAAUAUCUAGAGUACUGUUAAUAUUUUACAGAGAGUCUAGAAUGAUGUUACCAAAAGCUUGUUAAUUGAUGCAGAUUUUAAAUUUUUAUGUUUGCUAUGAAAUUGUAAAUCCUGUAAAAUCAAGCGUAUCUAUCAAAGAGGCCUAAAGGUUUCUGAAAUAUCUUUGUCUGUUGACGCAAGAAAUUGUUAUCUGUAGUUUGAAACUCUAUAUCCUACAUAACCUAUUUGUCGAACAAGUUCUAAUUUUAAAAGUAUUUUCUCGACAUAAAAUUUGUUAACAUCAAAUCUAAAAGUAUCAUAGUGUAUGCAGAAUGGUAACACUGGCUAGGUUCUUUAACAAAACGCAUACACUGUUGCCAUUUGGGCUGAUUGUCCCUAUGUUUCUUGAGUUGUAUAAUAUUACUAGUUGCAUAUAAUAUAAAAAUGUGUUAGUAGCUGAAACGUCAAGAUUUAUUAUUGAAUGAAUUGUUCUAGGUUGUUUUGCUACUAGACAUUUAACUCGUGCAUAUGGAAGCAUUUUCAAACUACAGACAUGUUUUCGUUUUGAUAUCAAAAAUCAAUCCACAGAACAGUGGUUUUGUGGAUCCGCAGUUGCCUCAUGUCGUAAGAAAUAUCACUGAAGUAGCCUUACAUGUUUGUGAUGUUUGUUGGAAUUGAACACCUUUUACUAGCGUUUUUGCAGCUCAUAUACAGUAUUAAGAAUAUUUUUGUAAAGUGCGGAGACUGCUCACCAAAAUCUUAGAUUGCAACAAAUUAUGUAAUUUCAGCUUCGGUAACAUUUAUACCGAUACGCUAAAAAUUGUGUAUUUGGAAAAGUAUGUAUGGGUUGAUAAAAAUAUAUAUUGGAUCACUUUGAAAGUUACACUGUCUUGGCAUACGAUUUAAAUUGAAUCUAGAUAUUGCUGUGCGAUUUUCGUAUAAUGAAACACAUUUUUGAUUACCUUGAACACCUGUGUGAAUUCACCGUUGUUAGCGUUUUUUCUAGAAGUGUAACGAAAAGAUUGUCGAGACCAGUGUGUAGUCUUCUGCAAUCUACCACCAACACAUAUUUUUAUAAAAUAUAUUCUAUAUAACUCAUCAUUCCAAUUUUGUAUUUAAAAAAUAGGUAUUUAGUAACUUACAUUUAUCUUCAUUAUGGAUUAUGCGAUAUCAUAGAAAAACUUGUACAUAUAAGUCAUACAGGGUGUAUUGUGUUCUUAGCUCUAGUCUCAUCUGUAUAGAAUCCAUGAGUAUAUUAUAGAUACGUUGACCUCACAACCUGACGCUUUUCCAUGAAAUGAUCCUUUAUAUUAGUUGACGAUAUUGUCAAAUACAUAUCAAAGAUGACGAGACCAAUUUACUAUUUACUAUGAUUCAAUAUAUUUUGACAUGUAUUCCAAGGUCCUUUAAAUUCAAACAAUUAUAGCGAGCCAUUUGACAUAACGGUCAAUUCCAUUUCAAGGGUAGUCAGUCAUACAUGACAAGUAAUUUUCAAUCCUUGUAUGCAGUUUAGAAGAAAUCCAAAUUUUCUUCAGUUAUUUUACAAAAAUUUUCAAAAUGGUUUUAGAUCGACCUAUUUAUUUUUGAUACAGGUCAAGCAAAAUUAUACAUGAACACGUAACGUAAAAGUGACAGUUGAAAAUGUCAUAAUGGCGGCUGGCCGCUAUUUUGGAACAUUUUUAAAAUGAAAGGCAGUCAUUAGUCUAAUCAUAUUACACGAAAAUACCAGUGGUUUGCGAAAUAAUUGUAAAGUCUAGUUUUAUUGAUGCAAGUUGUUCAAGGGGGUAUUUAAAUCAUGGACGCACCACCACUUUUUGUGGGAAAACUUUUUAUUCGACAAUAAAGAAUGAGAGUGUUUUUUGGGAUUCAAUCGAAAGUUUUUUUCAAGAAUGAAAAAACUCUUCAAAUAAGAUUUUCAGUAUGAGACCCAUAGAAUGAGAUCACAGGUAAAAAGGUCCGACUAAUAGUAAAAAAGUUAUAUGGAGUUGUCCAAAACGGACGCAGGAAAGUAAACGCAUAUUAAAACAAGAAAGAUUGAUAUUCAAAUCAAGUUGGGUACUUUAUUUUGAAGGUUCAUUUAUACCAUUUAUGUAUGAAAAAUAAUAUCGCUCAAAUGUUUACCACGACUGGAUUUACAGACGUCCACGCGAUGGUCGAAAUUUUCAAUGACAUUUUGCAACAUGGUCGGUUCUAUGGCAUUUAUCUCGGCAAUGAUGUUGUUUUUGAGUUCUUGGAGGGUAGUUGGUUUGUUGACGUAGACUUGGAUUUUCAAAUAUCCCCAUAAAAAGAAGUCCAAGGGAGUCAAAUCGUACGAUCUUGGUGGCCAUGGCACAUUUCCUCUGCGCGAAAUCACGCGAUCACCGAAGAAGGACUGCAAUUGAUGGAUAUUGACGUUGGUUGUGUGGCAUGUUGCACCGUCUUGUUGGAAAUAAACAUCGUCCAUAUCCAUUCCUUCAAGUUGCGGCAAAAAAUAGUCCUCUAUCAUCACGUGAUAUCGCUCAGAAUUGACGGUAAAGGCGUCCCCGGCCGCAUUUUCGAAAAAGUAAGGUCCGAUGAUGCCUUUUGACCACAAUGCACACCACACAGUCACUUUUUGAGGAUGCUCUUGAUACUCACGGGGAUUUUCGUUUGCCCAGAUGCGGCACUUUUGCUUGUUUACCGUCCCAUUCAAAGUGAAAUGCGCUUCGUCGCUGAACAUGAUUUUUGAUGAAAAAUUGGCAUCAAUUUGGCGGUGUUCAAGGAGCCAAUCUGAGAACGUUCGGCGCGAAAAAUGGUCGGCCCGACGCAGCUCUUGCGUCAAUUGGAUCUUGUAGGCGUGUACAUUCAAAUCCUUGUGGAGAAUGCGGAGCAAACUGGUUCUCGAAAUGCCCAAUUCUUGGGAUCGACGCGUUGUUGAUUGUUUCAGAUCGUCUCUCACACUCUCCUUCGCAACAGCAAUAUUUUCCGGUGUGCGAACGCUCCUUGACCGGCCAGAGCCUGGCAGAUUUGCCACAGAACCUGUUGCCUCGAAUUUACGCACCAGACGACCGAUGGUUGUUUCGUUUGGGCGGUUGUUGCGACCGAAAUGUUCACGAACCGCGCGAAACGCGUUUUUUAUUUUUGCACCAUUUUUGUAGUGCUCUUGAAUAACUUUAAUGCGGUCUUCAAUCGAAUACGACUCCAUAGCGAUCAAUGGUAAACAUUCAACUAACAAAAUGACAUGUCGGUGACAGAAAACAAAGAUGGCGUCUAUGUCAAAUUGACGUUUACUUUCCUGCGUCCCUAUUGGACAACCCUUUAGAAGAAACUUGUUGGUAAUGUGACGAUAGUUUCACGAAUAUAUUUGAAAUUCUUCAAAUUCGUAGCUUCAAUUAUGGUGUGACUAGUGAACGUAUCUAAUUCUAGC
Molecule: messenger RNA, 8518 nt
Organism: Acanthoscelides obtectus
Lineage: Eukaryota; Metazoa; Arthropoda; Insecta; Coleoptera; Chrysomelidae
Source: the annotation of a GenBank genome assembly